Molecule: messenger RNA, 252 nt
Organism: Entrophospora sp. SA101
Lineage: Eukaryota; Fungi; Glomeromycota; Glomeromycetes; Entrophosporales; Entrophosporaceae
Source: the annotation of a GenBank genome assembly
UAUAAAUGUAGAACUCGAUUAGGAGGAAAUGUCAAAACUGGUAAACCUGUGCUAAGUGCAGCUUUACAAAGAUUGGUUUUAGUUACGCUAUUUAAUGAAAUAGACCAAUACUUGGAUCAAUAUAAAAAUCGGACAAAAGCAGCAAGUGAUGACCAAACAACCACUGAUGACAAGGAUGUGGAAGCAGGUGUUGCAGUCACAUUAAGAAAUUUGGCGGAAUUUUUGCCGUAUUGGGAACAAGAGGAUUUUUAG